GGCGUACAGCAUGUUGUGAAAAUAUGCAGAGUAGAAAAAUGUGGGUUUCAUGACACUUGGACGCAUGCAUGCAGUAUUGUUGUGUUAAAUCUGCAUAAUAAUUAACAUUUAUUAUUAUUGCAUGCGUUUUCAGUAAUAUGCGAUGAAUGGUUCUUCAGACAAAUGUCAUAACCAAUCAGAUUCAAGAGAGGGGUCAGGUGAUUUGGGAAGCCAAUCAGCUGCUGCUUCAGGGUCAGUAAGCCAAACAGCUACAAAAGAGGCGGAGUCUAAGAUCACAAAGGCAGAACCAAGUGACCUAUCAAUUAGCCAGAAUCCACAAAAUUUAAAUUGGAACUUUGAUGACAGUAUGCAGAAAAAUCCGUUCAGUGACUUCUCAGAAGAACAUUUGACCAAACUGGACGAGGUUCUCCAAUCAGCUAGCGUCCAAGAGUUGUUACAGCAGUCAGGAGGCGGGAUAGACUUGCUCGCUCUGGAACAAUCAGAGGCCCAGUUUACAGCCACGCCUAUCACUGUGAGUGGAGGGGCUGGGGAUGGCGCUAUACCCUCAACAUCAGCUCACGGUAGGGAUAACGAUGACAUCCUACCAAUGAGUAAAAUAUAA
Mya arenaria is the source of this 601-nucleotide messenger RNA. RefSeq lists its product as uncharacterized. The record is from RefSeq and is a predicted model, not a curated record. The transcript has 3 exons. The coding region runs from base 143 to 601 and encodes 152 amino acids. NCBI's taxonomy places the organism in Eukaryota, Metazoa, Mollusca, Bivalvia, Myida, Myidae.